Dictyostelium purpureum is the source of this 582-nucleotide messenger RNA. RefSeq lists its product as uncharacterized. The record is from RefSeq and is a predicted model, not a curated record. The coding region runs from base 1 to 375 and encodes 124 amino acids. The transcript has 2 exons. NCBI's taxonomy places the organism in Eukaryota, Evosea, Eumycetozoa, Dictyosteliales, Dictyosteliaceae.
AUGAAAUAUUUAAUAUCCCUUGAUGGUUCGCAACAAUCUCAUAAGGCUUUUGAAUUAGCAGAGUCCUUAUAUAAACCGGGUGACCAUAUUCAUAUAGUAACCAUUUCCAAACCAAAAGAAUCAAUAGAAAAAGGUGAAGAAUUAUUAGAAAAAUAUGAAGAGCUAUGUCAAGAAAGAGGAAUGAAAAACGAAAGAAUAGUUUUAAAAUCUCAAGAUGUUGGGGUUGGUUUAGAGCAAGCAAUUAGAGAUUAUAAUAUAGAUAUUUUAAUUUUGGGUACCAGAGGAAUGAAUACUUUGAAGAAAGUUUUCAUUAACUCGGUUUCCGAUUAUGCAAUGAAUAAUAUUGCUGCCUGCGAUGUCAUUGUGGCCAAAUAAAAGUGGCAUCAGAAAAAAACAAAAACAAAAACAAAAACAAAAAAAAACAAAACAAAACAAAACAAAAAAAAAAGAAAAAACAUUACCAAUAACAAAUAUGUAUUCUUUAUUUAAAUUGAAUAAUGAAUAGUAUAGAAUUUUUAAACUAAAUUAAUAUUAAUUAUUUUAAUAUAUUUUAAAAAAAAGAAAAUAAAUUUAUAUAUUAUU